CCGGGAAGACGACAAGAUGGCAGAGGUGGAGCAGAAGAAGAAGCGCACGUUCCGCAAGUUCACCUACCGCGGCGUGGACCUGGACCAGCUGCUCGACAUGUCCUACGAGCAGCUCAUGCAGCUGUACAGCGCGCGCCAGCGGCGGCGGCUGAGCCGGGGCCUGCGCAGGAAGCAGCACUCGCUGCUCAAGCGGCUGCGCAAGGCCAAGAAGGAGGCGCCGCCCAUGGAGAAGCCCGAGGUGGUGAAGACGCACCUGCGGGACAUGAUCGUGCUGCCCGAGAUGGUGGGCAGCAUGGUGGGCGUGUACAACGGCAAGACCUUCAACCAGGUGGAGAUAAAGCCCGAGAUGAUCGGCCACUACCUGGGCGAGUUCUCCAUCACCUACAAGCCCGUGAAGCACGGCCGGCCCGGCAUCGGCGCCACGCACUCCUCGCGCUUCAUCCCCCUCAAGUAGCCGAAUAAAGGGGCGCUGCUGCCCA
Messenger RNA from Ochotona princeps (American pika), 479 nucleotides. It is a transcript of the gene RPS15, whose product is annotated as ribosomal protein S15. NCBI's taxonomy places the organism in Eukaryota, Metazoa, Chordata, Mammalia, Lagomorpha, Ochotonidae. The record is from RefSeq and is a predicted model, not a curated record. Gene Ontology annotation, cellular component: ribosome; cytosolic small ribosomal subunit. Gene Ontology annotation, biological process: ribosomal small subunit assembly; translation. Gene Ontology annotation, molecular function: structural constituent of ribosome; RNA binding. The coding region runs from base 17 to 454 and encodes 145 amino acids. The transcript is spliced from 4 exons.